CAACUUUGCGAUGGAGUUUGUGCGGGCGCUGUGUUUGGGCCUGGCGCUGGCGCUGGGGCCGGGGUCCGCGGGGGGCCACCCGCAGCCGUGCGGCGUCCUGGCGCGCUUGGAGGGCUCCGUGCGCCUGGGCGCCCUCCUGCCCCGCGCGCCUCUCGCCCGCGCCCGCGCCCGCGCCGCCCUGGCCCGGGCAGCCCUGGCGCCGCGGCUGCCGCACAACCUGAGCUUGGAGCUGGUGGUCGCCGCGCCCCCCGCCCGCGACCCCGCCUCGCUGGCCCGUGGCCUGUGCCAGGCUCUGGCGCCUCCGGGCGUGGCGGCCCUGCUCGCCUUUCCCGAGGCUCGGCCAGAGCUGCUGCAGCUGCACUUCCUGGCGGCCGCCACCGAGACCCCCGUGCUCAGCUUGCUGCGGCGGGAGGCGCGCGCGCCCCUCGGAGCCCCGAACCCAUUCCACCUGCAGCUGCACUGGGCCAGCCCCCUGGAGACACUGCUGGAUGUGCUGGUGGCGGUGCUGCAGGCGCACGCCUGGGAAGACGUCGGCCUGGCCCUGUGCCGCACCCGGGACCCCGGCGACCUGGUGGCCCUCUGGACAAGCCGGGCUGGCCGGGCCCCACAGCUGGUCCUGGACCUAAGCCGGUGGGACACAGGAGAUGCAGGACUGCGGGCACGCCUGGCCCCGAUGGGGGCACCAGUGGGGGGUGAAGCACCAGUACCCGCGGCCAUCCUCCUUGGCUGCGACGUUGCCCGCGCCCGUCGGGUGCUGGAGGCCGUACCUCCCGGCCCCCACUGGCUGUUGGGGACGCCACUGCCACCCAAGGCCCUGCCCACCACAGGGCUGCCGCCAGGGCUGCUGGCGCUGGGCGAGGUGGCACGACCCCCGCUGGAGGCUGCCAUCCAUGACACUGUGCAGUUGGUGGCCCGAGCACUGGGCAGUGCAGCCCACGUGCAGCCAGAGCGUGCCCUCCUCCCAGCCGCAGUCAACUGUGGGGACCUGCAGCCGGCUGGGCCUGAGUCUUCCGGGCGCUUCUUGGCACGGUUCCUGGCCAACACGUCCUUCCAGGGCCGCACAGGCCCCGUGUGGGUGACAGGCAGCUCCCAGGUACACAUGUCUCGUCACUUUAAGGUGUGGAGCCUGCGCCGGGACCCACGGGGCGCCCCAGCCUGGGCCACGGUGGGCAGCUGGCGGGAUGGCCAGCUUGACUUGGAACCGGGAGGUGCCGCUGCAAGGCCCCCACCCCCGCUGGGUGCCCAGGCCUGGCCCAGGCUGCGUGUGGUAACCCUGGUGGAACACCCAUUUGUGUUUGCCCGUGAUCCGGACGAAGACGGGCAGUGCCCCGCAGGGCAGCUGUGCCUGGACCCCAGCACCAACGACUCGGCCACCCUGGACGCACUGUUUGCCGCGCUGGCCAACGGCUCAGUGCCCCGUGCCCUACGCAAGUGCUGCUACGGCUACUGCAUUGACCUGCUGGAGCGGCUUGCGGAGGACACGCCCUUUGACUUCGAGCUGUACAUCGUGGGUGACGGCAAGUACGGUGCCCUGCGGGAUGGCCGCUGGACUGGCCUGGUCGGGGACCUGCUGGCCGGCCGGGCCCACAUGGCGGUCACCAGCUUCAGCAUCAACUCCGCCCGCUCACAGGUGGUGGACUUCACCAGCCCCUUCUUCUCCACCAGCCUGGGCAUCAUGGUGCGGGCACGGGACACGGCCUCACCCAUCGGUGCCUUUAUGUGGCCCCUGCACUGGUCCAUGUGGCUGGGCGUCUUUGCGGCCCUGCACCUCACCGCACUCUUCCUCACCCUGUACGAGUGGCGCAGCCCCUACGGCCUCACGCCGCGUGGCCGCAACCGCAGCACCGUCUUCUCCUACUCCUCAGCCCUCAACCUCUGCUACGCCAUCCUCUUCGGACGCACGGUGUCCAGCAAGACGCCCAAGUGCCCCACGGGCCGCCUGCUCAUGAAUCUCUGGGCCAUCUUCUGCCUGCUGGUGCUGUCCAGCUACACGGCCAAUCUGGCUGCCGUCAUGGUCGGGGACAAGACCUUCGAGGAGCUGUCGGGGAUCCACGACCCCAAGCUGCACCACCCGGCUCAGGGCUUCCGCUUCGGCACCGUGUGGGAGAGCAGCGCGGAGGCGUACAUCAAGAAGAGCUUCCCCGAGAUGCACGCGCACAUGCGGCGCCACAGUGCGCCCACCACGCCCCACGGCGUGGCCAUGCUCACGAGCGACCCCCCCAAGCUCAACGCCUUCAUUAUGGACAAGUCGCUCCUGGACUACGAGGUCUCCAUCGACGCCGACUGCAAACUGCUGACCGUGGGCAAGCCCUUCGCCAUCGAGGGCUAUGGGAUCGGACUGCCCCAGAACUCGCCGCUCACGUCCAACCUGUCCGAGUUCAUCAGCCGCUACAAGUCCUCCGGCUUCAUUGACCUGCUCCACGACAAGUGGUACAAGAUGGUGCCUUGCGGCAAGCGGGUCUUCGCGGUUACAGAGACCCUGCAGAUGAGCAUCUAUCACUUCUCGGGCCUCUUCGUGUUGCUGUGCCUGGGCCUGGGCAGCGCUCUGCUCAGCUCGCUGGGCGAGCACGCCUUCUUCCGCCUGGCACUGCCGCGCAUCCGCAGGGGGAGCAGGCUGCAGUACUGGCUGCACACCAGCCAGAAAAUCCACCGCGCCCUCAACACGGAGCCGCCAGAGGGGUCGAAGGAGGGGACGGCAGAGGCGGAGCCCAGCGGCCCCGAGGUAGAGGAGCAGCAGCAGCAGCAGCAGGACCCGCCAACGGCUCCAGAGGGCUGGAAACGGGAGCGCCGCGUGCGCUUCCUGCUGGAGCCCGCUGUGGUGGUGGCGCCCCAAGCGGACGCGGAGGCGGAGGAUGCGCCGCGAGAGAGUCCCGUCUGGCUGUGCUCCAACGGCCGCCCGUCCGCUGCAAGGCCCACGGGAGCCCCGCAGCCCGGGGAGCUGCAGGAGCUGGAGCGGUGCAUCGAGAUAGCGCGCGAGCGGCUCCGCCAGGCCCUGGUGCGGCGCAGCGAGCUCCGGGCACAGCUCGGGGACAGCGCACCCCACCGGCCUCUGCGCUUGCUUCAGGCCACAGGGGCCCCCCGGGAGGACCCACCACACUCUGGCCAACAGGGGGGCCCGGAAUAAGGUGGCAGCCAGGCCCUUUGGGCUCAAGACACACACACAGUGCAGUGGGCCGCUGUCGACAGUUUAUUCUAUAUACAAAUACAAUUUUGUGCACUGCAAUUAAAUAGAAUGGAAUGAGCGCUCCUC
Molecule: messenger RNA, 3250 nt
Organism: Rhinopithecus roxellana (golden snub-nosed monkey)
Lineage: Eukaryota; Metazoa; Chordata; Mammalia; Primates; Cercopithecidae
Gene: GRIN3B
Product: glutamate ionotropic receptor NMDA type subunit 3B
Exons: 9
Coding region: 11-3124 (1037 amino acids)
Biological process (GO): synaptic transmission, glutamatergic; monoatomic ion transport; modulation of chemical synaptic transmission
Cellular component (GO): postsynaptic membrane; plasma membrane
Molecular function (GO): transmitter-gated monoatomic ion channel activity involved in regulation of postsynaptic membrane potential; NMDA glutamate receptor activity
Source: RefSeq, a predicted model, not a curated record